AUAAUAGUCUAAUUCAAUGCAACAAAAAUAGUGGCAUUAAAUUUCGGAGUUGAGUCCACUAUUAUGGUCUCUGAGCUACACUUUGUAAACUAGGACUGUGCUGUGAAUAUCUCAUAUAUAUUUUAUUUGUUAUCUGUUUUUUGGUUUUAUAUUAUAUUGAUAUUUUUAAAAAAUUUUGUUAUAUGAAUAUCUGUGUUGAAUAUAAUUGAGUGAAUAUGUGGAGUCCAACACACGUCCAGAUUGUGGUUCAAAGAGCUCGCAAUGUGAUCGCCAAAGGCAGGAAUGGUACAAGUGAUGCAUAUGUUAUUAUACAGAAUGGAAAGGAAAAGUUUCAGACAUCGGUUAAAGAGCAGACAACUGAUCCCAUUUGGCACGAGGAGUGUGACCUCGAAAUUGAAAAUAAAGAAACAGAUGUCAUAAAAUUGAUUGUCUUUCACCGAAAUUUAUUUGGUUUGGCCGAUGAAUUUCUGGGACAAACAUUAGUUCCGCUAAAAGAUUUUGAUAUUUAUGAGCGACCAAAAAGUCGUUGGUAUGAACUCGAGGGCAGAUCACAGAAAAAGACGACAAAAUUUCGCGGAGAAAUUGAAGUCCGAUUGACAUUCAUCGUGAAGAACAACUUUGUGACAAAUAAGUAUAAGAAGAGACAUAGUUUAGUACACCACAGCUUACUAGACAUCAGAGGUGCUCUCAAAGGUAGUUCAAGUGAUGAUCGCAAAAAUCAUUUUGACAAACAUGAGACCAAAGGACGAAAACUGUCGAUGGCUGACAAUGUAAAUAAAAUGCCAAAAGUGGCCACAAGAAGCAUAUCAUUCAAAUUAGAUGCCUUUAACUCAAGACGCAAAUCAUUAGUCGAUAAGUUCUUGAAAAAACAUGAAUCCUUAGAUAAGACACAAGAAGAAUAUAAAGUUGAAGAGGAAGAGUCAUUGGGAGACAGCAGUGGAUUUAAUAGUGACUUCACUGGUCAUAGCGAAAGAUCUAAUGAUGUGAUCAAAGAAGAGAUGAGCCAAAGUCAGGAAGAAAUGCGAAACAUAUUGAAGAAUAGCAAUGAAAAUAAGAUUGUAAUUGAAAUAAAAAAUAAUGUAAAUCUUAUUAAUGAAAACAAUAGUUUUGAUUCAAAUGUCGACAAAAUAAAUGAAGUCAAUCAUCACAAUCAAUGCAAUAAUGACGAGAUUGUUAUAAAUGGUAGUCAUAUCGUUGUAGACGAUAAUUGUAUUAAUAGUAAGAGUCAAACAAAGAAUAUAUCUUCAGAAUCGAAGUCAAAUCCGUGGAAACCUCUUAAGGGAACUCUUAAGAAAGCUUUCAGUUCUAAUAAUAUCAACAUUUUGAGCUCAAAUUACAGUAAACCGGUGUCAAAGUCUGGUAUUAAGGGAAGGGAUAGGUCACUGACACUUGUGUCACAUCAUAGCUCCCUAUCGUCUCAAUCGGAUGGACACCAAAACAAUAUUAUUGACAAAAGCAUUAAUAAUAAUAAUAAUAAUAAUAAAACAAUGUCUUCUUCAGUGACUACUGUUGAAAAUAAUGACAUACCCUUAAGGCAAACAUAUUAUAAUAAUAAUCGCGAGAAACUCAUAGCAGCCCUUCAAAAAAUUGACAGACGGCAUACAAUUGAUAUCAAUGAUGUGCUACCAAAACCAUCGACCGUUUCGUUGGACAAGAGGGUCACUCAAGCGAGUCCUGACUCCAUGUACUCAUCUUUUGAAUCACUAAUCAAUAGGAAACAGACUAAAACAGAUUAUCACCAAAAAUAUGAUAAUCUUAACAAAGAGGAGUUGAUCCAAUUGAUUGAAUCUCAACAGUUGACAAUAUUAGGUCUGAACGAACAGAUCAAUGAUUUGGAGCAAUAUAUCGACAAUUUGUUGGUUCGGGUGAUCGAGACUUCGCCAAGAAUUUUACAAAACUCUUAUAAACUUAAAACUAUUUUUAAGAUUUAAGACCAAUUUUAUUGCAUAUUUUUAUCAUAUAUUUUAAGCAAAUUAUUGUUUCAAUGUUGUUUGUUUUACAUUUUAUAUUUAUGUUUUCAAUGUUUUUUAAAGUUCCUUAUCCAAUGCA
This is a messenger RNA of Oppia nitens, 2049 nucleotides long. It is a transcript of the gene Rip11, whose product is annotated as rab11 family-interacting protein 1-like. Gene Ontology annotation, biological process: regulated exocytosis. The transcript is spliced from 6 exons. NCBI's taxonomy places the organism in Eukaryota, Metazoa, Arthropoda, Arachnida, Sarcoptiformes, Oppiidae. The record is from RefSeq and is a predicted model, not a curated record. Gene Ontology annotation, cellular component: intracellular membrane-bounded organelle. Gene Ontology annotation, molecular function: small GTPase binding. The coding region runs from base 216 to 1931 and encodes 571 amino acids.